Messenger RNA from Eruca vesicaria subsp. sativa (arugula), 604 nucleotides. The record is from the annotation of a GenBank genome assembly. Lineage: Eukaryota; Viridiplantae; Streptophyta; Magnoliopsida; Brassicales; Brassicaceae.
AUGGCUUCCCUCUCCGAAGUCUUUUCUCGUCUUCUCUCGCCGUCUCUAAAACCUAUUUUCACUACACCAUCUCACGAUGACGUCACCACCACCAACCGCGUGACGUACCCUUCUUUAGCAAACGCGAACCUCCUCUUCUUCAAGUCAAGAAACUACAACGUGGAGGUGGUGCCGAAAGACAACGAGUCAGAGGAGCAGCUGGUUAACGAGUUCAAGAGGUCUGUGUUCAGAGCGGGGGUGUUGCAGGAGACGAGGAGGAGAAGGUUCUUCGAGAGCUCUCAGGAGAAGAGGAAGCGUAAGACCAAAGAAGCUGCCAAGAAGUAUCGUAAGAGGAGGCCAAACCCUAAACCUAAACAGUAUUCAGCUCAGGAAGGGCCUAAGAAGAGGAGAGAAGUUGAAGAGGAGGAGGAUGAUAAUUGGGAGCUUCCUCCUGAGGAAAUUGAGAUUCCGUAUACCGAUCGGUUUUAGAGAUUAAACCGGGGUUUGAUUCCGGUUUAAAUUAAGUGAAUAAUAUUGACUGUUUUGUAGGUUUGUUUUGCACUCUCUAGAGAUGUUUUGUAGCUUGACUUGUCUUAUGUAAUGCUGAACCUGUAAGGAUAAAGCC